This is a messenger RNA of Cephus cinctus (wheat stem sawfly), 1489 nucleotides long. Its product is annotated as protein lifeguard 4. The transcript is spliced from 6 exons. The record is from RefSeq and is a predicted model, not a curated record. Gene Ontology annotation, biological process: negative regulation of apoptotic process. Gene Ontology annotation, cellular component: membrane. NCBI's taxonomy places the organism in Eukaryota, Metazoa, Arthropoda, Insecta, Hymenoptera, Cephidae. The coding region runs from base 285 to 1034 and encodes 249 amino acids.
ACACUAGAUGUCAGGAUUUGUUAGCUAUCUACCGGGAAAAGUUGAAAAAAAACAGUUUGAAUUCACUCGGUAAUAUCUAAAAAAAGAGGCACACGGCUAUUUUUGCACAAAACAAGAACAAGGUCAGAUGAUGGCAUUGCCAAAAAGAACAUUUAACAAGGAAGGCAUUAGCUGUUAAUCUACAUUAAUCCACAUACUGUGAGUUGUACACGAAAAUCAUUAUUACCGAGCCAUUAAAAGUAGAACAUUAUUUUUGUUUUAAUACAGGCAAAAGGGACAUAACAAUGGCCAGCGUGCCUUUAAUAUUUGCGGAGGAAGGUGUUGAGGAUGGUCGAAAGGAAGACAUUUUUACAAACUUUGAUCAUAAUUUUGCACGCAACGACAAUAUUUACAAUGCCAACAUUCAGAUUCGCAUGGCUUUCUUGCGCAAAGUAUAUGGAUUAUUAAGUAUGCAGUUACUGAUGACAGUAUUUGUAGCUCUUAUAUUCAUGGUGUGCGAGCCAAUAAAGUUUUUUAUUCAACAAAAUACAUGGACGAUAUAUGUUUCAUGUUUUCUGAUGAUUGGAAUUACAAUUCCUCUUUAUAUUAAGAGAAAAGAUCAUCCUGCCAAUUUGAUACUUUUGAGUGCCUUCACUUUGUCAAUGGCCUACAGUAUUGGUGUUUUAGUAUCGUUGAUUGAUAAAUCCAUUGUUCUCGAAGCACUCUUCAUUACUCUGACUGUUGUCAUUGGAUUGACAGCUUAUACUUUCCAAACAAAAAGAGAUUUCACAUUCUUGAGUUCUGCGUUAUUUACAGGAUUGUGUGUGCUAAUAGUCGCUGGUUUUUUACAAAUUUUCAUACACAACACUCUACUAGAACUUGCGAUAUGUAUUGGCGGUAUAUUGCUAUUUUCUUUAUAUAUUAUAGUUGACACGCAAUUAUUAAUGCUCAGACAUUCACCAGAAGAGUAUAUCCUAGCUACAAUCCACCUCUAUGUGGAUAUAAUAAAUCUGUUUCUUCGCAUCCUGCAAUUAAUUAUGAUCUUAAAAAAGUAAAUAUCUUAUUAUCCGAUGUUAUCUACGUAAAUUGUGCUUUAUGUCUCUGUUUCCAAACUUUUUGUAAGUUUAAGCUGUCAUAUUAACAGUUUGCUUUGUCAGAUAGUAUUUAGUAUGAAAAGCACUUCAGCUAUACCUUUAAUAUAUUCAUGAACUAUCUAUUUAUUUAAGUAUUGAUAUGUUGUCAAAGUCAUUUAUUGGAGUCCUUUCAGGGAACAGUCUGACACAAUUGAAUACAUUUGAUCAAUUUUUUAUUUGUCUUUCAAAACUAUUUAAAUAAUUUUUUAAUAAUUGUUAAUUUGUAUGCAUAGCUGUUUGCACUUUCAGAAAGGUGAUGGUGACAGUGGGAGCUUAUUUGCUUUUAAAUAUGAAAUCCUUUAUAUUAAUUGUGUUAUCAGUUAGUCAUUGUAUAAUUCUUUAUUGUCUAUUGAAAAUUAAUAAAGUCUAUAAAAGUA